Molecule: messenger RNA, 501 nt
Organism: Microbotryum saponariae
Lineage: Eukaryota; Fungi; Basidiomycota; Microbotryomycetes; Microbotryales; Microbotryaceae
Source: the annotation of a GenBank genome assembly
AUGGACGUCGCCAAGGAAGCCGUCGAAUCACUGCAAACCGAAUUCAAGAAUGGCGCUCAGGUACGUCGGGCGCACAUACCCUUGCUGGAGCACGUCGGCCCGGGGACGCGGAGAGACGGCCACGUCAACGCCUGGCUCUCCCCCCCCGAAUCGUCCGUCGUGCGGUGUGGUGAGAAGGCCUAUUGACUGUGGGUACUGGGGGUACUGGGGGGGGGGUGUGACAGUUCAUGACGCGGUGUACCAAACCCGACAAGAAAGGCAAGCACACACACACACACCUCAUCGAAUACCUACCUACCCGACCUAUACACCUCGACCCCCCGUGGCGCGCAUCGGCCGUGCACUAACCCACUCCACUCCCCCUCUCUCUCUCCCUCGAGAACAGAAUACCUGCAAAUCUGCCGCGCGGUCGCGACCGGGUUCGUGAUCAUGGGCGGGAUCGGUUACGUCGUCAAACUGGUGCAUAUCCCCAUCAACAACAUCCUCGUCGGCGGAUCAUAG